GGUGACAAAGGAGGGUGGGAGUCGGUGGACGGACUUUAUGGGCUGGCAGGCGUCCAAAUAACAGGACAAAGCUAAGUGGUGUGAGCAUCCCCAGCAUGCAUGCUUGGGGAAUCAAAACGCGCAGGAUUGGUGGCAACUGGUGUUCUUUAAUCGGAGUGAAGCUACCUGGAAUCAGCACCGUGCAAGCUAAUGUCAUUUGGUACGGACUCGGGAUGUAUCCCGAGCUUGAGAGAAGGUGCAUCACGUGAUCGUGCAGAGAGCAUGCCGCAUGUUAUUUCUGUAGGCCAGCAGCGAGUUUUAGGGCAGGAGAACAGACCAGAAGCGAUUAUUGUAGAGAGGGAAGAAGACAACAGAUUAGCUUCAAGCAGCGGAAACGAAGUCGAUACUGCCAUGAACACAGAGAGAUUAGCUUCAAGAAGCAGAGGAUCAUCGUUCUCUUAUUCUCACAACGAGUGACCAAAUUUUACUAGGCGGGAUGUGGGUUAACUGGGAUAUCAGCCGUCCGAUCAAGAAAGGACAGUCGAGAUUGAUGAGUUGAGCAACGGACGGUGGAUAGGUUGCUCCCGCGUUGGGGCCGGUCGAGAUUAAGGUUCUUAGUGGUGCUACAAAAGCUUAGCGCUGCUCCUCGCCGCUGGAUUCGUGCGAUCGAGCUUGAGAGGGGCGAGCACGGAGAGAUGGGGCACUCGAACGUGUGGAACUCGCAUCCCAAGAAUUACGGCCGUGGGUCUCGGUGUUGCGGAGUUUGUGGGAAUCCUCAUGGACCGAUUAGGAAGCAUGGACUUAUGUGUUGCAGACAGUGCUUCUGCAGUAAUGCCAAAGAAAUUGGAUUCAUUAAGAUUGUGCAGUACCACUGAAGGUGUUUGUUUUCAUUGAGAUUGAGCCUCUGGAAUGGUGCUCUUCUAUGCAUCAGAAGUAGCACUUAUCUUUACCAAACUCUAGAUAUGUGAUCUGCUGGAUUUUGUUCAUCUAUUGAACUUCAAUUUAGUUAAACAAUGUACUAAGCCGAAUUUCAUGCAAUUAUUUUGGUUGUCAAUGUGCUAUUUUGCCACUUUUUUUUUUUGUUUCUUGUCAUACGUGAAGUGCAGAAAUUGGUUCAUAUGUUUCAAUUGUUGUGAUUGUAGCAUUGACUAGUCCAUCGCAGAUCGUGCAAAUUCAUAAUUGUGUACAGAAGACCUUGAGCAUGCUUAUUUUCUAUUAAAAUUGUUUUUCAUCCACAUUCAUGCCAUCAACAGUAGCAGCAUGUCUAAGAGCAGGUUCCAAGGUGUACUGUAUUUUCGUGUCGGUCACCAGUGGCUGUUCAUGUGAACAAAAUGUUAGCUACUGGAUUUUUUGGAUGCAGUCAUUUUGGUCUGAUAACACAUUCAUCAUUGACUUUGUUGCAUGAUGGUGAUUCAAAAUAUCAUGAAGGUAUUUGAACUAUGGUUUCAUGUGCCAUAUCUCUUGAUUGGAAGAGAUCUAGACAAUGAUCGAGUAAGACUUGAAGGUUUUGAGAAUCUUUAAUUUGGAAAGAUUUAGACUGUUACAUGAUAAUUUUCUGUUCAUCAAUCCAUAGUGUUCAAAACACUAAAAUGUAUGGCUUGAUGUGGUUUAAGAUGAAUGAAGUCCAGAAAGUAUGUUUGCACUCUCAGUCUGAUGGUUUUGCCUUGUCCUUGGUCUUUAUCUAGAACUGAAAGAAGUAGAACAUAAUAAAUGUAAAUUCUCACUAUAUGUAUACACAUAAUGCUUGUUGGACUCAAUGCUCAUUUUUUUGCUUUGGAUUUGGU
Molecule: messenger RNA, 1763 nt
Organism: Musa acuminata AAA Group (dessert banana)
Lineage: Eukaryota; Viridiplantae; Streptophyta; Magnoliopsida; Zingiberales; Musaceae
Product: small ribosomal subunit protein uS14-like
Exons: 3
Coding region: 675-854 (59 amino acids)
Biological process (GO): translation
Cellular component (GO): ribosome; cytosolic small ribosomal subunit
Molecular function (GO): structural constituent of ribosome; zinc ion binding
Source: RefSeq, a predicted model, not a curated record